UCCCAACCAUCGUUCCCAUCAGGGUCUCUCUGUACCCCUCUCUCUCUCGUUGUAGAGAUUACAGUGUUUUUUAGGGUUAGGGUUUCAAAGAUUUCAGAUUUUGUUUUUCUUCAUUUGAUAUUUCUCAAAAAUGGAGCGACACAGAGGAGACCGCUACGGCAACAGCCCAGAUUCACACCCUUACAGGAACUCCAGAGGUCCGCCUCGGUCCUCCGACGGUCCCCUCCACCGCCGCAGCCCUAACAAUUUCCGUGGCGGCGGAGGCGGCGUUGGAGGCUUCUCCGGCGGCGGAGGCGGUAAUCACCACCGUCCUUUCGACAGUCCUCCCCGUUUCCCUCCCGGCGAAGGGGGCGGCGGCGGCGGUGGAGUUGGAGGUGGAUUUCGUCCAAUGGGUGGUGGCGGGUUUAAUGCCAGUCACCAGAUUCCUCUCACCGGGCAGAAAAGAGGACAUCCCUUCUCCGGCCGAGGAGGGUCUCCAGAUAAUUUUGAUGGUGGCAAUUUUGCCAAACUUUUCAUUGGAUCCGUUCCAAGGACAGCCACCGAAGAAGAUAUUCGGCCCUUGUUUGAGGAACAUGGCAAUGUUUUAGAGGUUGCUUUAAUCAAAGACAAGAGAACCGGACAGCAACAAGGAUGUUGUUUUAUAAAAUAUGCUACUUCUGAAGAAGCUGAUAGAGCCAUAAGAGGUUUACACAACCAACACACUUUACCUGGAGGAGUGGGUCCUAUCCAAGUAAGAUAUGCUGAUGGGGAGAGAGAACGUCUUGGUGCAGUUGAGUACAAGUUGUUUGUCGGAUCACUGAACAAACAAGCUACAGAAAAGGAAGUUGAGGAAAUUUUUUCGCCAUAUGGUCGAGUUGAAGAUGUUUAUCUCAUGCGUGAUGAAAUGAAGCAGAGCCGUGGGUGUGGAUUUGUUAAAUUUUCAAGCAGAGAAAUGGCGAUGGCAGCUAUUAAUGGACUUAGUGGAAUAUAUACUAUGAAAGGGUGUGAUCAACCAUUAACUGUUCGAUUUGCUGAUCCUAAGAGGCCUAGAGCUGGAGAGUCGAGGGGUGGCCCUGCAUUUGGGGGCCCAGGUUUUGGUCCUCGAUUCCAACCACCAGGACUUAGACCAACAACAAAUCUUGGUGAGCCUAUGCAUGGUCGAAUACCACCUAAUGCUUGGCAUCCAAUGAGUCCGCAGAAUAUGGGGCCAUCUUUGAAUGCUGGCAUGCAAGGUUUUGGGAGUCAGUUGCUUCCCCGAUCUGGGGAUUUGGCAAUGCCUUCAACUCUGGGUGGUCCUCUUGGUGUACAUGGUGGCUCUUCAGAUGGUGUCUUUCCUGGACUUGCAUCUGCAUCACAGCAGAAUUUUAACCAGUCCUUGGCACAAGUCCCGUCAAUUGGGCAGCAGCAAAUAUCACCGCUACAGAAGCCACUUCAAUCGCCACAAGACUUGCCAUCUUCCCUGCAGCUACACCCUCAGACUCCAUCAUCUUACUCGCAGACGCAGCCUUCACAAGCAUCACUCCAACAACUUGGUCAGCUGCAAAUGCCUCAGUCUGGUGGUCAAAACCCCUUCAGUCAGUCGUUGCCAUCACAACAGUUGUUUGGUUUGGGUGGGCAGUUAAAUGUUUCUCAGCCUCAGGUCCAGCAGAAUGCCUCAUCUGCGCAACAAGUCCCUAUGAAUUUUAACCUACAACAACAUCACCUGUCUGCCAUGGCAAAUCAACAGCAACUGCCUGCUGUUCAGCAGCAAUUGCUUCAGCCACUCCAACAAUCACCUUCUCAGUUUGCUCAGAUGCUAUCUCAACAGAAACAAACUCUACAGGCAAGCUUUCAAUCAUCUCAGCAGGCAUUCUCUCAGCUUCAACAACAAUUUCAGCAGAUGCAACCUUCAAAUCAAACUCUAAUGCAACAGCAAAGUUCUCAGGCUACCAAACAGCAGGCUCCAUGGGCGGGGAUGGUACCACAGACAGUUGCCAGCACCCCUGCUAUCACUUCAGCAGCAGAUGUGCCGCCUGCCACAUCUGCUGCCUCAGUUCUUUCUGCAGUAUCCCAGGCAGUGGCUCCUGUAAAAUGUAAUUGGACGGAACACACCUCCCCUGAUGGAUACAAGUACUAUUAUAAUAGUUCAACUGGUCAAAGCACAUGGGAGAAACCAGAGGAGUUGACGUUGUUUGAACAGCAGCAGCAGCAGCAGCCGCAGCCGCAGCCGCAGCCGCAGACAAAACCAUCAGUUCAACAGCCUCAAACUCAGUCUCACCCUCAAAGUCGGUCUACGCAGCAAGUUCCUCAGACACAGCAAGCUCAACUUCAAGCACAACUCCGCCACCCACAGCAGCUGCAACAAAGUUCUUUUCCAUCAUCGUAUCAGGCUUCAGGAGUUACAGGCCACCAAAAUGCGCAGGAACUUAAUUAUACCCAUUUACAGGCUGCAGCUGGUUCUGCGACUGAUCCGGCACGCUUCCAACAAGGGAUUCAGGCAGCUCAGGAUUGGAUGUGGAAGAAUAAGCCCUCAGGAACGUGAUGUGGAAUGGUGAAAAGUUUCAGGUGACAUUGUCAAAAAGUCUCUGCUUGGAUAAUGCCACACAAAGCUCAAACUGGAAGCCCGAUUCUGGUACCGGCGAGGCAGAGUGCAGGCAGGCAUGACUGCUCUGGAAAAAAAAAUGCGGAAUGUGUUGUGUAACAGAAAAUUUGUUUUAGGUUUUGCAGUCUCACUUAUUGGCUCAAUUAACUAAAGCUUGUGAACAAUGUCUUAUCAUGUCGUUUAAUAAUUUAUGCUGUCGGUAGAUGUUAAAUAUGAACAGGUACAUGGUGGUAGUGUAUGAAGUUUUCCAGUGAAACUGUGUUCUUUGCAGUGAUUCAGUUAUGGUUUGGAAUCAUGGUUCAACGCCAAAAUAACUUGAUUCA
Molecule: messenger RNA, 2883 nt
Organism: Camellia sinensis
Lineage: Eukaryota; Viridiplantae; Streptophyta; Magnoliopsida; Ericales; Theaceae
Product: flowering time control protein FCA
Cellular component (GO): ribonucleoprotein complex
Molecular function (GO): protein binding; RNA binding
Source: RefSeq, a predicted model, not a curated record